Molecule: messenger RNA, 4238 nt
Organism: Anolis sagrei ordinatus
Lineage: Eukaryota; Metazoa; Chordata; Lepidosauria; Squamata; Anolidae
Gene: RAB44
Product: RAB44, member RAS oncogene family
Biological process (GO): vesicle-mediated transport
Molecular function (GO): GTP binding; calcium ion binding; GTPase activity
Source: RefSeq, a predicted model, not a curated record
AUCUCAUUUACAAGAGUUGUCCUGCACUUUGCAGCAACUGAAAUAGCUUUAGGUGUUGUUGAAUGAAUGAAGCAAACCUCUGCCAGGGCCAUGGAUAAGCUGAGAAGGCCAGUUGGAGGCAGAAAGCUUGGGUCAAAUCGCUGGAGACAACCAAGAAGCAUGGAGGAAAAUGCGCAAACAUACCUUAUCUCAGAGGAAGAGCAAUUCCAUUCUGAAAUCACUGAAAAGAUGUGGGACAUCUUCCAAAAACAUGAUGAAAGCAAGCAAGGUUUUAUUACUCGAGAGGAUAUGCAGAAACUGGAGGGAGAGGUGCCUUGGCGCACAGAAGAGUUGGAGCUUCUCUUUGAUGGCCUUGAUGCUGACAACAAAGGCUACAUAACCAUUGAAGAGUUCACUGCAGGGCUAAGGCAUUUUCUGAGCUCACAGACAGCAACAAGAGAACACAGGAAGAGGAAGGCCACAUCAGCAAGGAAUCCUACAAACCUGUCAUUGGUGGAAGCUAAUUUAGAGGAGCAAAAGCACUUCAAGGCAUUCAUAAACCAAUUGGGAGCGGACAAUAUCUUUGAAGACCAGUCGGAGAUCUGGAGGAUUUGGUUGCAGCUCCGGAAAGAUGAACCAGAUUUGCUGGGAAACCUGAAAGAAUUCUUGGAUAAAAUGACAUACUUGAUUAAAGAAGCUAAGCAUGCAAAAGAAACGCUACAGUUCAUGCUGGAAAUGAAAGUUGCUGAUCAUAACAAGAAGGUACAACAACUAUAUGAUGAAAUGGAACAGCAAACAGAGAAGGAGAGACAAAGGCUCCAGUAUGAGAGUAAAACCAGGAGUCAGUUGUAUAGUAUGGAGAUGGAGAAAGUGCUGACUAUCAAGGAACAGGAAAUACAGAAUUUCCUUACUAUUCAAAAAGAGCUUGAGACUCACCUCCUCACCCUUAGGAAAAAGCAGCAUGUGGGCAGUGCCCAAACCGAAGAACUCAAGCGAACCAAUAGGGUGCUUGAGAAACAGCUACAGGAAACUCUUUGUCAACUUCAACAGACUCAACACCGCCUGGAUAAAAUGAAGGGUAGAAUAUCCCAAAUGCACAAAUAUGGCAGGGCAUUUAAUGAUGUUACAUCAAUGAGCAACGCUGACUCAGACUCCAGAAAAAGAGUGAUCUCUAUUGAAGAAGAUCCUGUGGCAAACUCUAUUGGAGAAGGCCCUUAUUUCCCUGAGGAACCUGUAGGACAAAACUCUUUGUUCAAAGAACUGAAUGAAGCUAUAGCAGCUCAGAUCAAAGCAUCUGAGUCACACCAACAACAAAUAAAUGACUUUGUUGUUCAAGGACGGGAACCUAUGGCUCAAACUAAGCAAAGUGGAAAUUCUCAGAAAAGGUUCAUACAGGAAAAAAUACCUCCAAAGGAAGCUCCCUCAAAAAGUAGUGGUCCAGAAAAGAGGACUUCUGAAAUACUUAUUGGCAAGGCCAGAUUACAAGGAGAGAUGCAUCAUAAAGAAGGACCAAAUCAAGUUCAGGGCAGUUGUCUGGAGGUGAAGCAGAAUAAUCCCAGAGUCAAAAUGCCAGAGCCCAUGCCAAGAAGAAGUCUUAUGCCUGAGGCUCAACCAUUGGCUUAUUCAGGGCUGAAGACACAUGUUGAUAGUGACUGCAAAGAGGGCUCACUGCUAGCUUUAGAGCAAGGAGUGAUAAGGUUAUCUCCAGAGAUGAAAAUGCCAGAUAAAGACAUAUUUGAGACUUUGGUGAAAGAUGUGACACCAUCUGAUUUUUCACACAGGAGCUCUUUGCCCAACGUGAACAUUGGAAGUGGAUCCAAAAGUUCAUUUGUCCCAAACAGCCAAUUUAAAAAUAUGCCUGAGCCAGAAGUGCAGGCAACCCCCCCCAAAGAGCCAAAAAAACUGUUAUCAGAAAAUAGACCAGACAGAAACAUGCACAUAUCGAGUUGUAAGAAUAAUCAUGACGUUAAAGCAAUAAAGGAUGAAGAAGCAAAAGUUAAAGCAGAUAAUAGGGAUUGCCAAAUGAAUGUAGGCACAAAAGAAAGUUCUAACGUCACCAAAGCUGUUAGUUCUCAUCCAGAUCACUUGUACAAUGUGCUCUUUGUAGGAAAUACUGAUGUUGGCAAGACUUCCUUUUUGUGUCGGCUACAGGAGGAUUCAUUUAGUGGAAAUGUGACUGCGACUAUAGGAAUUGACUAUCGGAUCAAAAACCUCUUUGUGGAUGACAAGUGCUUCACUUUACAACUGUGGGACACAGCUGGACAAGAAAGAUACCACAGUCUCACCAAGCAGUUCUUCCGAAAGGCUGAUGGAGUGGUAUUGAUGUAUGACAUCACCUCAGAAUGCAGUUUUGCCGAUGUCAAGUAUUGGCUCAGCUGCAUCCAGGAAGGAGCAGGAAAUGAGGUUAUUGUUCUUCUGCUUGGUAACAAAACUGACUGUGCUGCUGAAAGAAGAGUAUCAAUGGAGGAUGGUGAAUACUUGGCCAAGGAAUAUGGACUCUCAUUUUAUGAAUGCAGUGCUGCUUCCGGUCACAAUGUGACUGAUUCCAUGGUCAAGUUAGUCAGGUUGCUGAAAGCCCAUGAAGACCAGCUAAAACAGGAAUUUCUGGAGUUAACAGUAAUACCUAAAAAGAAAAGCAGUUGUUGCUCGUAACAAUAGUGAAAAGAUGAACACAAAGUGUUAAGAGCUAAUGCAUAUCAGCAGAUUUGAUGUAAUUAUCUGUAUUUUGUAUCAUCUGGCAUGGAGGCUACUUCAUAUAGUGCUGGAACAGAGCCAUUUCAUAAGACCAGGUUUAGACUGAUGGCAUGCAUUAUAAAGCAGAUCUCAAACUUUCCAUCUCAUACUGUACAGCAAAAGUUUCAAACUUUGGUCUAUAGAACUUGCAGAAUGAGCAAGAAUAUCUAUAAUUUAUUUAUAUUUUCUGACAUCAUAUUGGCAAAUAGGGAGUUUGUUCCCAAAAGGUACCAAAUACCCGCAAAAUGAAAAGUGAGUUAUAGAUGUCAGCACGUUGAUGGCUAGGAGUAGACUAUUAUCCACAAAUCUAAACUAUCAAAAUACAUAUAUCCAAUCAGUUCAGUACAGGACUUGGGGAAAAUUGGAUUUUAUGUCAAAAGAAUGCUUAUUCUCAGCACAUUCCCCCCACCCCCUGAUUCCUGUAAAAAUUGUUCAGAUGGAUUUGAUACCUUUUGGAAACAAGUUCCACAAAUGUAUAAGUGACACAAAAAUACAUAUUUAAUUAUUCUCUUUUAAAAACUCUUCCAUUUUUCAUUCUUUUCAUUCUAUAUAUAUGUGUGAUUAAUAACUUUAGUCAGUCAAGCCACUAGCUAGAGUAAAUUUCCACUGAAGGCAUUUCACAAUGAUCUUGUUCAUGGGGAACAUAAAACAUUGAUACUAUACAAAUCAUGAGACAGACCAUAGCAUGUUUAAGUGAGGCUCUGAACAAAUCUGAGUUAUAACGUAUCACUGAAGUCUAUAGGAAUUUUGCCACAAAACUUCAAUAGGUACUGGAUGGCGAUCUUAAUUCACAAGCAUCUAUUUGCAUUGAUAAAUUAAGGUGAACACCACACAUAUAACUUUCUAUGUCACUGGCAGUAUGGUACUUUCUUGGGGUCAAGGGAGAGCCAGUCUGCCAUGUUCUUGACUUCAGGCAUUUCAGAACACUGUGAGUGUAAAAAUUGAUGGAUUUCUCUGAAUAAUUGUAUAGCUAGAGUUGUAAAUCAGUUGUUCUCACUGUCUAAUAUGGACAUACUUCUCUUUGUCCCACUACUUUCUUAUACUCAUUUGGUGGGACAAAAAAGAGGGCCUUCUUGGUGAUGGCUCCCAGCCUUUGGAAAUCCUUCCCUAAGGGAAACAGUGUGUCUCCCUCCUUCCAUUGGCAAUUAGAAACAUUUUAUGUCACAAAGCUCCAAAAAAUUGAAUAUGUUGGCCUUUUAAUGACAUGCUACGCAGAUUUGUGGUUUGUCGAAUCUAUAAAUAAAAUUUAUUUUAAUGUUCUGUUGUUUAAAUUAUAAAAUGCUAAUUGCUUUAUAAUUAAUGUUUAUAUUGAUACUUUUACCAGUGUUUUUAUACAGCAUUUUAAUCCAAAUCUGUAAUUUGGGGACAAAAUUAUUAGAAAUAUAAUGUAUAACAGUAUCAUCAGGCUAUGUAUAUCAGGUGUGUAUGAAACAUAAAUGAAUUUUGUGUUUAGACCUGGGUCCCAUCUCCAAGAUUAUGUAUAUGCAAACACUCCAAAAUUCACAAAACAACAACCCUGAAACCCC